Molecule: messenger RNA, 1344 nt
Organism: Peniophora sp. CBMAI 1063
Lineage: Eukaryota; Fungi; Basidiomycota; Agaricomycetes; Russulales; Peniophoraceae
Source: the annotation of a GenBank genome assembly
AUGUUCAGCACACUCCUCAGCUUUGUUGUCCUCGCGACGGUGGUAUCGGCACAGAACGCCGUCUACGGACAGUGCGGUGGUAUCGGUUGGAGCGGUGCCACCACCUGCGUGUCCGGAUCAACAUGCACGGUCAUCAACGACUACUACUCCCAGUGCUUGCCAGGAAGCAGCGGCGGCUCCGGUGGCGGCGCGACGACCACCAGCAAGGCUGGAUCCACUUCGACCGCAUCGGCUCCCGCUUCUAGCUCAAGCGCGACGCCCGCUGCCGGCAACCCUUUCACUGGAUUCACCGCGUUCCCGUCCAACUUCUACGCUGCCGAGGUCACCGCCGCUGCCGCGUUGAUUUCGGACGCGACAACCAAGGCCAAGGCGCUCUCCGUUGCCAAGAUCCCUUCGUUCACCUGGCUCGACACUGCCGACAAGGUUCCCGUUCUCGGUCAGCUUCUCGGGAACGCAAGUGCCGUCCAGAAGAGCUCCGGCGCGAAGCAGCUCGUGGAGUUCAUUGUCUAUGACCUCCCCGACCGUGACUGCGCUGCUGCUGCCUCGAACGGCGAGUACAGUUACGCCACCGGCGGUGCGGCUCAGUACGAGGCGUACAUCGACUCGAUCGCCGCACAGGUCAAGCAGUUCCCUGAUGUCCGCACUGUGGCUAUCAUUGAACCGGAUUCGCUCGCCAACCUCGUCACCAACCUGAACGUGCAGAAGUGUGCCAACGCCCAGUCCAACUACUUGUCCAGCGUCAACUACGCUCUUAAGACGCUCGCGGCUGCUGGCAUCUAUAUGUACAUCGAUGCUGGCCACGCUGGCUGGCUCGGUUGGCCCGCGAACCUCUCGCCCGCUGCCCAGCUCUUCGCACAGGUCUGGAGCGACGCCGGCAAGAGCCCCUUCAUCCGCGGUCUCGCAACGGACGUCUCCAACUACAACGCUCUUACCACCUCUUCGCCCGACCCGGUCACCCAGGGCGACAACAACUACGACGAACAGCUCUACAUCAACGCGCUCGGUCCUCUCCUCCGCCAGUCUGGCUGGGACGCGCAAUUCAUCGUCGACCAGGGCCGCUCCGGUGUUCAGAACAUCCGUACAGCCUGGGGUGACUGGUGCAACGUCAAGGGCGCCGGCUUCGGUAUGCGCCCCUCGUCUGAUGUGACCUCCAUCUCUCAGUACCUCGACGCCGUCGUCUGGGCCAAGCCCGGAGGCGAGUCUGACGGAACGAGCAACACGAGCAGCUCCCGCUACGACUUCCACUGUGGCCAGUCCGACGCUGCCCAGCCUGCCCCUGAAGCUGGACAGUGGUUCCAAGACUACUUCGUCUCUCUCGUUACGAACGCCAACCCUUCUCUUUGA